CCUUCCUUAAUCACCCUGAUUUAGUGAAGGGUUUUACGGAGGAGUACAGAAAAGAGUGUGAAAAGGGUUUCAAAACGAAGAAAAAAUCCCCCAAAAAAGGAAAAAAGAUUUUAAAAAUUUAUUCUAAUUAAUAUUCCUAUAAAUUGAUAGAUGGCUGAAGAGGGUAUAGCUGUUUCUUCUGGCACAGAUUUACCAGUGAAGAGACCUAGGGAAGAAGAAGAAAACAUGAGUGAGAAAAUCGGGAAUGGAGCUUCUUCUAUUUCAAUGGAGGCUGAAGAUAAGCCUAAUUCUAUCUCAACAAUUAUUCCUGGCUGGUUUUCUGAGAUUAGCCCAAUGUGGCCUGGUGAAGCACAUUCUCUGAAAGUAGAGAAAAUUCUGUUCCAGGGGAAGUCAAAGUAUCAGGACGUGACUGUCUUUCAGUCAUCGACCUAUGGGAAAGUUCUUAUUUUAGAUGGGGUAAUUCAACUCACUGAGAGGGAUGAGUGUGCAUACCAAGAGAUGAUCAGUCACCUCCCACUUUGCUCCAUUCAAAACCCCAAAAAGGUUCUGGUCAUUGGAGGAGGAGAUGGAGGUGUCCUGCGUGAAGUAGCUCGCCAUUCAUCAGUGGAGCUUAUAGAUAUUUGUGAAAUUGAUGAGAUGGUUGUAACGGUAUCUAAAGAGUUUUUCCCUGAGGUAGCUGUCGGAUAUGACGACCCACGGGUAAAAUUGCAUAUUGGUGAUGGAGUUGCAUUUUUAAAGGCGGCUCCAGAGGGGACUUAUGAUGCGGUCAUUGUGGAUUCGUCUGAUCCAAUAGGUCCAGCACAAGAGCUCUUUGAGAAGCCCUUUUUUGAAUCAGUUGCAAAGGCACUGCGACCAGGAGGUGUCGUGUGCACCCAGGCUGAAAGUAUAUGGCUUCACAUGCAUAUUAUUGAAGAUAUUGUUGCAAACUGCCGUCAGAUUUUUAAGGGGUCUGUGAACUAUGCAUGGACUACUGUUCCUACAUAUCCGAGUGGGGUGAUUGGCUUCAUGCUUUGUUCCACUGAGGGGCCAGAAGUUGAUUUUAGGCAUCCGGUGAACCCUAUUGAUAAAACUGAAGGUGAUGGAAAUACAGAGAGACCUUUGAAAUUCUACAACUCAGAGCUUCAUUCAGCUGCUUUCUGUCUGCCCUCUUUUGCGAAGAGGGUCAUUGAUGCAAAAUCCAAGUAAUCUUGGUCUGCCGUGAAGACCUUGUUUCUAUUGAAUGGGAAGAUUUCAUUUGGGAUCGAGCAGAGAAUAAAUUCAUCCUUUUUUUGUUUCCGACAUUCCAGGCAGACAAUUUUUUUCUAGUCAUUAGAUUAUGCAGUAUGGCAGUAUUUGUUGAAAUUUCUUUCCCUUUAAACAAAGCUGAGAAAACUCACGGGAACCAAUUUGUUAGCUUGUUUCACCUGUACUUUUAUAAAUGAUAAAAGGUGUCGUGACCAAUGA
Spinacia oleracea (spinach) is the source of this 1443-nucleotide messenger RNA. Its product is annotated as spermidine synthase. Gene Ontology annotation, molecular function: spermidine synthase activity. The record is from RefSeq and is a predicted model, not a curated record. Gene Ontology annotation, cellular component: cytosol. The transcript is spliced from 9 exons. Gene Ontology annotation, biological process: spermidine biosynthetic process. NCBI's taxonomy places the organism in Eukaryota, Viridiplantae, Streptophyta, Magnoliopsida, Caryophyllales, Amaranthaceae. Bases 151 to 1185 code for a protein of 344 amino acids.